AUGGCACCAAUGGUGCUGCCAAUGGCCAAAACCAGGAUGCGAACCAACCGCCUACUCGAAAUAUCACAGGGCCCCAGACAAAUUCGAGAUGAGGCAGAUCAGAGACGCCAGGCUGCAGCAGCGCAGUCGGAAGACAGCACCUCAGCUGCUCCUGGCGACUCCACUCCAGUUGAAGCUGAAUCAUCGAGGGCCUCUCGCCAGCGCUCUCGUGCCGGGACGUCUGAGAAUGGUGUUCCGGAUAAGAAAAAGAAGGAACAGGCCAAGACGAUUGCGAAAAUCAAGGAAAGCAAAGCGUUCAAGAAGCGCAAGCGAGAUGCCGGAGUUGACUCAGAUGACGAUGAUGAUAUUGCCCGCGCCAUCUUCAAUGAACGGCAUGCACCACUCCCGGGACAGAUGGAUAACUGCGAGAUUUGCACUAAGAGAUUUACCGUAACUCCAUACUCGGUUGCAGGGCCCAACGGUGGCCUUCUCUGCGCCCCUUGUGGCCGUCAAAUUGCGAAAGAGCGCCAAGGAAUGCAGCCAAAGAAAAAGGCGCCUAGGAAGCAGACAGGCGGUAUCGGCUCUCGCCGGGCUCACCAGAGCCGGAUCCUCGAUGGUGAUAUCGGUACAAAGAGUUUGGCAACUCUUUGCGUGCAGACACUUGCCAAGAAUGUAGAUCUGGCGGAUAGUCUGGGCGACCUUCCUCCACAUCUCAUUGACAAAAUUGCACGCAUCUUCUCAAAGAGAAGGUUGCUUAGAGCAGAGACGCUGCCUUUAUUCGUGCAGCCCAACACUGAGGUGCUGCACAUCUAUGAUGGUGCUAAGAUUAGCGAGCAGGAUCUACUUGGAAUUUUCCAGGUUGCAACAAAGCUGCGGCGAUUCAAAGCCCGGUACAUGGUUCAGUUCAAGGACGAGGUCAUGGACUAUGUCCUCUCGCGAGAUAUCAAGUUGGAGAGCUUCUACCUGAGCGGCGCCAAUCUUCUGAGCGACGAAAAAUGGCACGAGUUCAUCGACGCUCAGGGCGAGUGCCUCAAGGCGUUACAGGUCUACUAUACCGACAAGCACUUCGGGGAUGAUACCGUGGACGUCAUCGCUAAGAAUUGCCCAAGCAUCGAACGGCUAAAGAUCGAGCACAAUCAAAAGCUUACAGAUGAGGGUGUCAAAGGACUUGCCAAUAUCCCCUCGCUGCUGCAUCUCGGCCUGCAACUGCAGCACAGCAUCUCGCCCGAGGCCAUCACACCCGUGUUGUCCAGCAUCGGACAGAAACUUGAAACAUUUUCGCUGACUAUCGUCCCCAAAGCCGACGACAGUGUCUUGCAGAGUCUGCAUGAUAACUGCCGGUCCCUUGUCAAGCUGCGCAUUACCGAGAGCGAGGUGAUGACCGACGCGGGAUUCGCGAAGCUCUUCACGAACUGGGAAAAUCCACCCCUGCGGAUCCUCGAUCUCCAGAAGUGCCGGUAUGUGAGUGCGCAGCAACCCCGCCAUAAUGCCCACAACGUCGGGCUUUGUGACGAGGGGUUCAAGGCACUGAUGGCGCACUCCGGCGCAAAACUCCGAGACCUCAAUGUCCACGCCUGUCGCAACAUCACCGGCGAAGCGUUCGAGGAGGUCUUCAGCAAGGAUGCCCUCUACCCUGAGAUGAGACAUUUGGAGAUCAGCUUCUGCGAGGAGGUCACCGACUUCAUCGUCGGCUCCAUCUUCCGAUCCUGUCCCAACAUCAAAGAAGUCAACGUCUUUGGAUGCAUGAAGGUCAGGGAUGUCAGAGUCCCUCGCGGGGUCAUCCUAGUCGGGGUGCCCAAUGCUCAAGGCAUGGUCACUGAAGGAUUCGACUAG
Molecule: messenger RNA, 1812 nt
Organism: Clonostachys rhizophaga
Lineage: Eukaryota; Fungi; Ascomycota; Sordariomycetes; Hypocreales; Bionectriaceae
Source: the annotation of a GenBank genome assembly